ACCACAUUCGGGUCGCGCACAAUCAUGCGUCCCAAGCUGGAGCGCGUCGUUACCGCGACCGCAGUCUCGUCCCCGUGAUAACGCCGACGACAUCGCAUUGUUAUCGGUGACGCCGUCUACGCGAUUACCAGACACCGUCACUUUGUUUCGUUUCGUAGUUGGGUUUCGGUGUGUACGGUUAACAACGAUAGUAUUAUAACGUAGCGAUAUGUCGUCAUCGUCGACGACGACGACGAUCACAGACGACCGUAGUAAUUAUUAUCGUCGUCACCGCCGUGUAAGUGUAACGACAACCGCAGAUGACGAAGCAACAAUAAUAUAAUAUACUGUUAAACAGAUCGGUAGGUGUAUUUUUAAACAUUUUAUCGCAGCAACGUUAAAUAAUAAUUACGUAUUUUCGCGACUAACAACAUCCUUUGAACCGCGUACGCGUGACGAGUAACGACAGCCACGGACAAUCGGACUCGUGGUCUCAUUCGUCGGGUCGGUGGACAUGUAAUGCGGAACGUUUGAACCGGUCGACUAGUGGCUGAGGAUACGAAAUAAUAAUAUUAAUAUUACAAUCAUUAAGUGAAGCAAAAUGGCCUCAUCACUAGCUAUAUCGUCUGUAAUAUUGUUAACAUGCUUGGCAUGCUACUACAAUAGUCUUUAUUGUGACUUCGUUUUUGAUGAUAUUAGUGCUAUUAAAGACAACCGUGAUUUAAAACCUCAAACUCCUGUAUGGAACAUAUUUUACAACGAUUUUUGGGGCACGCCAAUGCAUAAGGAACAAAGCCAUAAGUCAUAUCGACCUUUAACGGUUUUAACCUUCAGAUGGAAUUAUAUGAUUCAUCAGUUGGAACCCAUGGGAUAUCACCUUGUGAACAUACUUCUUCACGCCAUAACAAGUGUUCUCUAUUAUAGAGUCUGUCAUACUAUAAUGGCGUCCGAAUUUACUAGUUUUAUGGCUGCCAUGCUUUUUGCUAUUCACCCCAUACAUACAGAGGCCGUUACUGGUGUAGUUGGACGAGCAGAAACGCUAUCGUCAGUGUUUUACUUAUCUGCGUAUUUAUUGUAUACUGAAGCAACCAAGAGAAAAAAAUACUCUGGAUGGAAGCCUCUAACACUUUCUGCGGUCUGCUUGAGUGUAGCUAUGCUAUGUAAAGAACAAGGGAUCACAAUAGCUGGAGUUUGUGCUCUUUACGAAGUUUUCGUCGCACAAAAGAUUAGGCCGAAGGACCUGCUUAACUCGUUCAAACUGUCUGUGGCCGUGAAUAGUCAGUCGAACACCAGCGGUGGGAGCAACGGUGGCGGAGGUGGUUCGCCAAAAACUGGAAACGGAAACGCGGCUUCCACCCCGUUGGGCGUGCUACAGGCCAUUCCGUCGGACGCUGUCAAACGGCUGGCGUUUCUGUUUUUGUCCACGUGUUCUCUACUGGCGUUCAGACUUAAGAUCAUGGGCUCCAAACUGCCCGUAUUUACUAGGUUUGACAAUCCAGCCAGCGUAUCGGAUUGGCCUGCAAGACAACUGACCUAUAACUAUCUAGUGAGCGUUAAUGCUUGGUUACUGAUAUUUCCAUGUGACCUAUGCUGCGACUGGACCAUGGGCACUAUACCACUAGUUGAAUCGACUUCGGAUCCCAGAAACCUGGCAACUUUGGCCACAUACACUGUGAUCGUCGCACUCGUGUAUACGGCAUUCACGACGUCGAAUCGAAUCAAACGCAUUGUUGUUAUUAUGAGUUUGGGAUUGACCGUUCUGCCAUUUCUCCCCGCAUCGAAUAUGUUCUUUCCUGUAGGAUUUGUCGUAGCGGAACGUGUCUUGUACAUGCCAUCAAUGGGAUUUUGUAUGCUUGUCGCUUACGGCUUGGGACUCAUCAUUGAUAAAUGCAAAUCCCGGUUGGUUUUGACAGCCGUCGCUGUUAUUAUGGUCGUUCACGUAGUGAAAACUUACACGAGAAACUGGGACUGGUCGUCCGAGUACGCGAUAUUCACAUCUGGAUUGAAAGUCAAUAAACUAAAUGCUAAAUUGUACAACAACGUCGGUCACGCCUUGGAGGCCGAAAAUCGGUUCCAAGAAGCUCUUGCGUACUUCCACAAAGCCGUCAAUGUACAACACGAUGAUAUUGGUGCUCACAUUAAUGUCGGCCGUACGUAUAACCAUCUGAAAAUGUACAAGGAAGCCGAAGACGCUUACUUAGAGGCCAAAUCAUUACUCCCUAAAGCCAAACCGGGUGAAUCAUACCAAGCCCGUAUAGCUCCCAACCAUUUAAACGUCCUACUGAACUUAGCAAAUCUAAUUGCUAAAAACCAGACACGUCUGGAAGAGGCGGACAUGCUUUACCGGCAAGCCAUCAGCAUGCGGUCUGAUUAUACACAAGCGUACAUAAACCGCGGUGACGUUUUGCUCAAACUCAACCGAACAAAAGAGGCGCAAGAAGUGUACGAACGAGCUUUAUUCUACGACACCGAUAACCCAGACAUUUACUACAAUCUGGGCGUCGUAUUAUUGGAACAGGGUAAACAUUCACAGGCGUUGGCUUACUUAGACAAAGCUCUAGAAUUCGAUCCAGACCACGAACAGGCAUUGCUCAACUCAGCCAUACUGCUCCAAGAAUUAGGGCAAGCAAAUUUAAGAAAACUUGCCGAGAAGAGACUUCUCAGGCUCCUGUCAAACGGUCAAAAAAACGAACGAGUAUUUUUCAACUUAGGCAUGCUAGCUAUGGAUGAAGGAGACGUACCGGCGGCAGAACAUUGGUUUCGUCAGGCGAUCCUCAUUAAAGAGGAUUUUAGGGCUGCUCUGUUCAACCUGGCUUUACUAUUGGCUGAUGAUCACAGACCACUGCAAGCAGCCCCAUUUCUCAACCAGCUGGUCAGAUUUCAUCCAGACCAUGUCAAAGCUCUGAUAUUGCUGGGAGACAUAUACAUCAACAACAUCAAAGAUCUAGAUGCAGCUGAAAACUGUUACCAGAGAAUAUUGCAACUGGAUCCAGACAACACGCAAGGGAUGCACAACCUAUGCGUGGUGUAUGUUGAACGGGGCCUACUGAAAGAGGCAGAAACUUGCUUGCAAAAGGCCCAUCUAAUGGCACCACAUGAAGACUACAUUGUCAAACAUUUAAAAAUUGUACAAAACCGCUUGCAGGCAAAACAGACUCCUAAUCAACUCAAUGAGAAUCGCCCAGAUUCUAAGGAAAUCCGAAAAACUGAAAAAGACACAACUCGUCCUGACACCAAUUUGAAGUCGGAUACCAAACCGUCUACAUUAUCGUUGUCAUAA
This is a messenger RNA of Melanaphis sacchari, 3259 nucleotides long. It is a transcript of the gene Tmtc3, whose product is annotated as transmembrane and TPR repeat-containing protein CG4050. Gene Ontology annotation, cellular component: endoplasmic reticulum. The transcript is spliced from 16 exons. Gene Ontology annotation, molecular function: mannosyltransferase activity; protein binding. Gene Ontology annotation, biological process: protein O-linked glycosylation via mannose. The record is from RefSeq and is a predicted model, not a curated record. Bases 581 to 3259 code for a protein of 892 amino acids. Lineage: Eukaryota; Metazoa; Arthropoda; Insecta; Hemiptera; Aphididae.